This is a messenger RNA of Harmonia axyridis, 2575 nucleotides long. RefSeq lists its product as uncharacterized. The transcript has 6 exons. NCBI's taxonomy places the organism in Eukaryota, Metazoa, Arthropoda, Insecta, Coleoptera, Coccinellidae. The coding region runs from base 108 to 2483 and encodes 791 amino acids. Gene Ontology annotation, biological process: DNA integration; DNA recombination. Gene Ontology annotation, molecular function: DNA binding. The record is from RefSeq and is a predicted model, not a curated record.
UGAAAUAUUCAAAAUGAUUUUAUUAUAUUAUCUAGGAGGAGAGUGAAGUAUUUCAUUCAGGAGAGGGAACAUCUAAAGAAUUUGCUUUCUGCAAUAAAACAUCUAACAUGGAAUCACAGGAAAUGGUAUCAUCUUCAGGGGAAAAGGCAUCCAAAGAUAAUCCUAUCGGCAUAGAUUCAACGGAUAUAGAACCUGGUUUAGUAGCACCGGCACAAUUACCUUAUAACAUAAGUGGUUAUCUCCACUCAAGUGUUCCGGUUUCGAAACGAAAAGAAAGAAUUUGGGACAAAACAGAUUUGUGUAUGUUCUGCUUCGAAAAUGUUACUAAUUUCAGCCGCCAUUUAUUGCGCAAACAUCUGAGUGAACCAGCUGUUAAAUUUUUGAAUGACAUGAAAGUUGGUAGCAUCGAAAGGAAGAAAUUCAUAGAUAUGUUGAGGAAGAAAGGAAACUUUUUAUCGCCUGGUCUGAAUCAAAUAAAACCGGUGAGGCGUCCCACAAAGCAAGUUUCUGCGGAACAAAUCUUACCAUGCAUUCAUUGUAAUGGCUUUUUCAUGAAAAAUUAUCUGAACCGUCAUAUGAAUUCAUGUUCAUCACGACCAGUAAAUAUUGGUGCAGAUUCGAAAAGCCACAAGGCAUCGGAUGCUCAGACAUUUUUGGCCUUCAAAUGCUUACAAACGGAAUUCGUGAAUAAAAUGAAAAUGAAAGAAGGUGUGCUUGACAUGAGAUGCGAUAAGGUAUCAUUAGUUGUGAAGAGCGAACCUCUUAUAUUAUCGUUUGGUUCUUUUUAUGCGAAACGACAUAUGCAUAGUCAUUUGAAUAAAGUAACCAAAAAUAAGUUGAGGGAAUUAGGCAGACUAUGGAUAGAUAUGGCUCCCCAUAUUAAGGAAGCAAAAUUCUAUGACGCUCUUAGACCAGAAAAUUUUAAAUGUUUUGUUGAUAGUACAAGAAAUAUAUGCGGAUAUAACUCUUCGACACAAAAAUUUGAUAAAGCGCCUUCGUUAGCUUUACACAUGGGCACGACUUUAAAACAGUUGUGUGACCAUGCUUACUCAGAAACAAUGCAAGCGAACAAAUUCUUUACUACGAACAUUGAUACAUAUACUAAGGCCAAAGAGAUAAAAACAUUGAAACAAUUAAUUAAUAGUAAUUGGAAUGCGGAAAUUAGCAGUGUUGCUAACCAAAAUUUAAUGGAAAAUCAGUGGCAAAAGCCUACUAUUGUACCACUCACUUCUGAUAUAAAAAAGCUGAAUAAUUACGUGAAAAAGAAGGCAGAAGAUUCUUCCAAUAUUUUGAAGGAGGAUGAAAAUAAUAAAAAAGCUUUCAGUAAUUUGCAAAAAUGUUGUUAUUCGCUUUUAAUAACCUUGAACAGAAGAAGAAUUGGGGAGCUAGAACGAAUUGAGCUGAAAAGUUAUUCAAGAGAACAGAAUAAUAUAAUUUCAGAAGAAUUCCAGAGAAAUCUGACAGAGUCUGAAAAAAUUCUUCUGGAAAGGUAUAAGAGAAUAAUGAUAAGAGGAAAACGUCACAAGCCUGUUCCUGUAUUAUUUUCUUCAACCGUGCAGAAAUAUAUUGAACAGUUGCUGAAACACCGUGACAAUUUCGUUUCCAAAGAAAAUAUCUACUUAUUCGCGACACCGGGAAAACUAACCUGUUUAGAUGGUUAUACUGCACUAAAAAAUUUUGCCAAAGAAUGUGGAGCAGAACAUCCUCAAGCUCUGACAUCCGGCAAACUUAGGAAACAUAUUGCAACGAUCUCACAGGUGUCAGAUUUGUCACAGACAGAAAUGGAACAACUUUGUACUUUUUUAGGACAUACACUAUCCACACAUAAUAAUUAUUAUAGGUAUGUAAUAUUGAUAAUUAAUUUAUUAUCAGAUGAUUCUAAACUGAGCAUUAUAUGUUUCUCUCUCUCUGAAUUCAGAUUACCACAGGAGAUUUACCAAACUGCUAAGUUAACAAAACUUUUGCUAAAGUCCCAGGACGAAAAUAUAGAGAAUUCGAGUGACAAUGACGAAAAUUUGAAUGAAGAAUUACAUUCUGAAGAAGAGGAAGAGGUUGAAGAGGAUAUUCCGGCAUUAUCUUCCGAUAAUAACCUAGCAAUCGCAGAGAAAGAUGCUUCAGAACAGAAAUCCUUGUGCCGGAAGAACCAAAAAAGAAAAACCAAAAUACCGGAGAAAACUUCAAACGAUUUUGAUGAAGAAGAGGAAGAGCGGCUCCUGAAAAUGCAAAAAGUCAAGAGAAAAAGAGUGUCGAAUAAUUCAAGCGAUUCUGAGGAGAAGGAAACACCAAAAGUGAAACAUCCGAAAAUAAGAUGGACAGAACAACAAAAAAAUGCAACUGUGAGAUAUUUUCAGAGAAAUAUUCAUAGGAAAAAAACGCCCACAGAAGGGGAAAUCAAGGAGUUCAAAUCUGUUCAUCCAUUCAUGAACAAUAAAACUUGGAAACAAAUAAAAGCGUUUGUUUUCAACGCAUAUCGAAACAAAUGAUGUAUGUUUGCCUGUAUUUGUGUAUGGUUAUAACUUUUUCGAAAAUCAAGUUAUUAUUCCUGUUUUUUGAAUUUCUUUCAAUCUGAAAUGAU